Molecule: messenger RNA, 2023 nt
Organism: Bombina bombina (fire-bellied toad)
Lineage: Eukaryota; Metazoa; Chordata; Amphibia; Anura; Bombinatoridae
Product: gastrula zinc finger protein XlCGF57.1-like
Exons: 1
Coding region: 136-1623 (495 amino acids)
Biological process (GO): regulation of transcription by RNA polymerase II
Molecular function (GO): RNA polymerase II cis-regulatory region sequence-specific DNA binding; DNA-binding transcription factor activity
Source: RefSeq, a predicted model, not a curated record
GUCUGCGGAGAGAAAAGGUUCUGAAAAUAUAUAAUUUGUUAUAUUCCAUAAUCGUUUCAAGAGAAUUACAAAAAUUUUUACAACAAAUAUUAUUGACCGUGUUACAAAUCAUUCACUUUUAAGGCAAACCACAUAAUGGAUCACACUGAAGAGAAACCAUUCACUUGUACUGAGGAUAAAAAUGGUUUUACAUUAAAAAGAGGUCUUCUAUGUAAUGUAAAGAAUCAUAAAGAGGAAAAAUAUUAUACAUGUACAGAGUGUGGGAAAGGAUUUACAGCACAGAGUUUUUUGUUGACUCAUCUAAGGACACACACAGGAGAGAAACCUUAUACAUGUACAGAGUGUGGGAAAGGAUUUGCACAAAAAGGUGAUUUAAAACGUCAUCUGGGGACUCACACUGGAGAGAUAUUGUAUAUAUGUACAGAGUGUGGGAAAGGAUAUAGAAAAAAAAGUGAUUUAAAACGUCAUCAAUGGACUCACACUGGAGAGAAAUUAUAUACAUGUACAGAGUGUGGGGAAAAAUUCACACGAAAAGGAAGUUUGCAACGUCAUCUAAGGACUCACACAGGAGAGAAAUUGUAUACAUGUACAGAGUGUGGGAAAGGAUUUACACAAAAAGGUAAUUUGCAACGUCAUCUAAGGACUCACACUGGAGAUAAAUUGUAUACAUGUACAGAGUGUGGGAAAGGAUUUGCAGAACAACGUAGUUUAGUAUAUCAUCUAAGGACUCAUACAGGAGAGAAACCUUAUAUAUGUACAGAAUGUAAGAAAAGAUUUGCAGACCAGAUUAGUUUACGAAAUCAUCUAAGGACUCAUACAGGAGAGAAACCUUAUAUAUGUACAGAAUGUAAGAAAAGAUUUGCUAUCCAGAGUAGUUUUCGAAAUCAUCUAAGUACUCAUACAGGAGAGAAAGCUUAUAUAUGUACAGAAUGUAAGAAAAGAUUUGCAAAGCAGAGUAGUUUACUAACUCAUCUAAGGACUCAUACAGGAGAGAAACCGUAUACAUGUACAGAGUGUGGGAAAGGAUUUACAGUAAAGGCUAAUUUGUUGUGUCAUCUAAGGAUACACACAGGAGAGAAACCUUAUGCAUGUACAGAGUGUGGGAAAGGAUUUACAGCUCAGAGUAGUUUGUUGAAUCAUCUAAAGACACACACAGGUGAGAAAUCUUAUACAUGUACAGAGUGUGGGAAAGGAUUUACAGUAAAGGCUAAUUUGUUGCAUCAUCUAAGGACACACACAGGAGAGAAACCUUAUGCAUGUACAGAGUGUGGAGAAGGAUUUUCACGAAAACAUUGUUUACAAAAUCAUCUAAGUACUCAUACAGGAGAGAAACCUUAUGCAUGUACAGAGUGUGGAGAAGGAUUUUCACGAAAACAUUGUUUACUAAAUCAUCUAAGGACUCAUACAGGAGAGAAACCGUAUACAUGUACAGAGGGUGGGAAAGGAUUUACAGUACAGGGUAAUUUGUUGUGUCAUCUAAGGACACACACAGGAGAGAAACCUUAUACAUGUACAGAGUGUGGGAAAGGAUUUGCACAAAAAGGUGAUUUAAAACAUCAUCUGGGGAGAAAUUGUAUACAUGUACAGAGUGUGGGAAAGGAUAUAGAAAAAAAAGUGAUUUAAAACGUCAUCAAUGGACUCUCACACUGGAGAGAAAUCAUAUACAUGUACAGAGUGUGGGAAAGGAUUUACAGUACAGGGUAACUUGUUUCAUCUAAGGACUCACACUGGAGAGAAAGCUUAUAGAUGUACAGAUUGUGAGUAAUUUUUUUUUUAAUUCUUUAUUUUCAAAACUCAGUGGAGAUACAUAGUAGAUGAAGAGCAUCAAUCACAAUACUUCGAAACAAUCAUUACAUAAAGAGUUAUGACAAGUUUGAUAAUCAGAUGCUUAGACAAAGUAGAGUGUUCUCCUUCCUGAGUAUUUUACACUUUUAGUAUAUAAAUAACUAGCACCCUUUAACUGGGUGAGGGUAGGGGGAGUGAGGGAAGGAGGGUUGUGGGUAGUGGGAAAGAGUGGAGAAAA